Ricinus communis (castor bean) is the source of this 939-nucleotide messenger RNA. RefSeq lists its product as uncharacterized. Bases 1 to 939 code for a protein of 312 amino acids. The record is from RefSeq and is a predicted model, not a curated record. The transcript is spliced from 3 exons. Lineage: Eukaryota; Viridiplantae; Streptophyta; Magnoliopsida; Malpighiales; Euphorbiaceae.
AUGAAUCUUCUUCAGAAAUAUGGAAUGUUUGACUGUAAACCUUUUUUUAUUUCGAUAGAGGUGAACUCAAAAUUGAGCAUGUCAGAAGGCAAAGAUUUGGAGGAUUCUGUUAUGUAUCGACAGAUUGUUGGCAGUCUAAUAUAUUUGACUCUCACGAGACCAUAUGUUACUUUUGUAGUUGGAGUAGUGAGUAGAUUCAUGCAAAAUCUAAAGAAGCCUCAUUUGGAAGCAGUUCGGAGAAUUCUGAAAUAUAUCCGAGGUACACUUGAUCUCGGUAUAUUCUACAGAAAUGGAGUACCAUGCAAAUUGGAAGGAUACUACGAUGCUGAUUAUGAAAGAGAUUGUGAUACCCGAAGAUCAACUACUGGGUAUGUGUUUAGUCUGGGAUCGGGAGUUAUUACUUGGUGUAGUAAAAGGCAACCAAUAGUGUCACUGUCAACAACAGAAGCUGAGUAUCGUGCAGCGACGAUGGCAGCACAAGAAAGCACUUGGUUAGUGCUGUUGAUGGAGAAUCUACAUCAGCCAGUAGAUUAUGCAGUACCAAUAUAUUGCGAUAAUCAAUCAUCUAUCAGUUUGGUUGAAAAUCCAGGAUUUCAUGUAAGGACAAAGCAUGUGGAGGUGCAAUAUCAUUUUAUUAGAGAAAAAGUAUUGGUUGGAGAAAUCAAAGUGUUACAGAAAGAAGGUGCUGAGGAAUUCAAUUGUGAGCUCGUGGUAGGUUGGCUCAAUGAUGUUGAAGAACCGUGCGGAUGUCGACUAGGUGUGGGUGGAUUUGCAGCUGGUGCUCUUCAUGCUCAGACUAGUUGCUAUUGUGAUGGGGGUGCUAGUGCUGAUGAAGGUGAAGUGGAGGAAGAUGUUCCUUCGCCACGUGGGCGCUUAUUGGUAGCGGCGCAGUUGCGGUUGCUUUCGACGAGAUUGAUUGUGGUCCCUCAUAUUGCCUAA